Lactuca virosa is the source of this 2480-nucleotide messenger RNA. Lineage: Eukaryota; Viridiplantae; Streptophyta; Magnoliopsida; Asterales; Asteraceae. The record is from the annotation of a GenBank genome assembly.
AAAAAAAAGGGAAAAAAAGCUUAAUACUUCGUUAUGGCCGCCUGAGAAACUCUCCUUCCACUUUCUUCAUCAUCUCCCUCUCUCUCUUUCUCUCUAUCUCUCUCUACAACACACACCGAGAUGGAUGCAGGGGGAGACGUAUGAUCUUGGAUGCGUACAUGGAUGUGGCGUCCAUAAGUUAAAGCGAAUUUACAGUAUUAUUAACAAAAGGGACUUCCACUUCCACUUCCAUUCAUGGAGAAAGGGAAUGGAACUCAUGAAGAGGCAAGUAGCCCAGAAUCAAGUUUUCAGAGCACUCAAAGGCUUAUCUCCUCCUUCUGAAGAUAAAAGCAGAACUUACAAUCCAGAAGUAUUAACUAGCCAAAAACGUCAAUGGGCAAGCUUUCAGUUGGAUGCCCUGCAUCAAAGGAUAUUGAAAGAACCUUCUAGGCUAUUUGAGAGCAUGGUAGUGGUUGGAUUGCAUCCAAAUUGUGACAUUCAGGCACUUCAGAGGCAAUAUUUUGGUAGAAGAUCUGAAGGUCCAGGGAGGCAUCAGUUUCGUGUAGAACCAAAUCUUGAGCCUCAGGUUCUUUUUGUCUACCCUCCAGAUAAACAGCUUCCAUUAAGGUCUAAAGAUCUCCUUUCAUUCUGCUUUCCUGGUGGAUUGGAGGUUCACACUGUUGAGAGAACACCAUCAAUGAGUGAACUGAAUGAAAUACUUCUUGGACAGGAACACCUUAAACAAAACGAUCUAUCCUUUGUAUUCAGGUUACAGGGUGCAGAUGAUUCAACACUUUAUGGUUGCUGUGUUUUAGUUGAUGAAUUAGUCCAACAACCUUCUAGAUUAAUUUCAAUCAUGGGAGAUGGACAUUUUACUACCCCUCCUCUUAGUCGCCAUGUUUUAACCACUAGAAGGUGUUACUGUAUUCUUACAAGGCUUCCAUUUUUUGAACUCCAUUUUGGUGUGUUAAACAGCAUAUUCACUGAAGAAAGAUUGGACAGAUUAACAAAAAGUAUUGGGGAGUUGGAUUUGGAUUUGGAUUCAUCUGUUGAGAAUGAUGGAGAAGUGUAUUUAGAAGCUGAAAAUGGUGUUAAACAUGGUCAAGAACUAGUGCUUAAUGGAAGUAUGGAAGCUUGUGAUAAUAAUCAUAGUCAUGUUGAUGAUAAACAACUUACUCAAAAACAAAUCCCAAAUGCAAUUUUGCCUUUUCUUCGUUUUCAACAAUAUGAUAGCUCUGAUUCUUCCUCAAGUUUUCAGGGGUCUCCAAGUGAAGAUAGAAACUUUAGGAGUGAUCUUGAUUCACCAGAGAUAGAAGAAGCAUCUUUUUCAGGUCAAGAAGAUAACGAGCACAAGGAAAUUCUCGAUUGGGCCAAGAAUAAUAAUCAUGGAUCAUUACAAAUUAUAUGUGAAUACAAUCGUUUAUGUGUCCCCACAAGAGGCUCAACAACAAAAUUUCAUCCCCUUGAACACCUGCAUCCUCUGGAAUUUCACAGACCUGAUGAAACAGUUUUACAUAUGGCUGGUUCUACUGUUGAUUUGAUGUCAUGUAGCACAACUUUUGAACUUUCAGAGGCUCACAGGGCACUUUCAGUGGAGGAAGAAGCAACUGCUUUAUCAGUAUGGGCAAUUUCAUGCAUAUGUGGCUCAAUGCGUCUUGAACAUGUGUUGACAAUAUUCACAGGUGCUCUGUUGGAGAAGCAAAUGGUGUUUGUGUGUUCUAAUCUGGGAAUAUUAUCUGCUUCAGUGUUAUCGAUUAUCCCUUUAAUUCGUCCCUACCAGUGGCAGAGCUUCUUUAUGCCGGUCUUGCCAAAUGACAUGCUGGAUUUUUUGGAUGCACCUGUUCCUUUUGUAGUUGGUGUGAAGAGCAGAACAGCUGAAGUACAAUCAAAAUCAGGAAAUGUUAUUCUUGUUGAUGCAAAUAAAAACCAGGUGAAAUCAUCUUAUAUGCCACAUUUCCCACAAUACAAAGAGUUAUAUGCAGCCUUAACUCCAUAUCAUGCUCAACUUGUUGGAGAAAGUUAUUUGGGGAGAAGGAGACCUGUUUAUGACUACACUGAUGUGCAGGUGGAAGCUGCAAAGGGAUUCCUGAGAGUAUUAAGAUCUUACUUGGAUUCACUUUGCUCCAACUUACGUUCACACACAAUUACAAAUGUUCAAUCAAACGAUGAUAAGGUAUCAUUGCUUCUAAAGGAGAGUUUCAUUGAAUCAUUUCCUAGUCGCGAUCGACCUUUUAUGAAGCUUUUUGUGGACACACAAAUGUUCUCUGUACAUACAGACUUGGUAUUGUCUCUUUUCCAAAAGGAUUAGAAGUGGAAGGAAGGAAGGUUGACCUUGUAAUGUAUAGUUUAUAUAACUUUAUAAUCGCAAUUGAGCGCAAAUUCUAUAAGUUAUUAGAGUUUAAGUGUUUUUAUAUUAUUAUAUAGUUAUAAUUAUAAUUAUAAUUAUAAUUGGUUUCACAUUUUGUAUCAAUUCACAUGGCUAUCUACAUGAAAAGCCAAUA